AUGGAUAAAUGGGAGCUGCUUCGGAAUUCCAUGGAAGAACACAAGAUUUUCAUUGGUCAGGAGUUUCCUGAUGUCAAGGCUUUCCGAAAUGCAAUUAAAGAGGCUGCUAUUGCACAGCACUUUGAGCUACGUGUAAUCAAAAGUGAUUUAAUUCGUUAUAUUGCAAAAUGUUCUAUUGGAGAUUGUCCAUGGCGUAUCCGUGCUGUAAAGAUUUCGAAUUCCUCCAAGUUCACUAUACGAAGUUUGGAACCUACACAUACGUGUGGCUGCAAUGCUCAGAACGGGCAUCAUCAGGCUUCUAUUGAUUGGAUUGAACGGGGACUUGAAGCAAUUUAUGGCUCUUCUGAGGAGGGAUAUUGCCUUCUUCCUUCCUUCUGCGAUCAGAUAAAAAAAUCAAAUCCUGGAACUGUUGCUGAGGUUUAUACUGCUUGUGCAGAUAAUCAGUUUCAACGUCUCUUUGUUUCUUAUUAUGCAUCCAUUUAUGGGUUCCUGAAUGGUUGCUUACCCAUAGUAGGGCUUGGUGGGUUACAACUUAAGAGCAAAUAUCUUGGGACCCUAUUGGCAGCCACUUCUUUUGACGCUGAUGGCGGGCUGUUCCCCCUUGCUUUUGCUGUUGUUGAUAUGGAUAAUGAUGAGAGCUGGAUGUGGUUCUUGUCAGAGUUACAUAAAGCGCUAGAGAUGAUUACUCAGAGUAUGCCACAAUUUACGUUUUUGUCAGAUGGAUCAAAGGGUAUAGUAGAUGCUUUAAAUCGAAAGUUCCCUAGCUCAUCUCAUGCUGUUUGCAUGCGUCACUUGACUGAAAGUAUUGGCAAGGAGUUCAAAAAUUCCAGACUUGUCCAUCUUCUCUGGCAAGCUGCUUAUGCAACCAGUAUACUUACUUUUAAAGAAAAGUUGGCAGAAAUUGAGGACAUGUCUACUGAAGCAACCAAAUAG
Molecule: messenger RNA, 933 nt
Organism: Chenopodium quinoa (quinoa)
Lineage: Eukaryota; Viridiplantae; Streptophyta; Magnoliopsida; Caryophyllales; Amaranthaceae
Exons: 3
Coding region: 1-933 (310 amino acids)
Source: RefSeq, a predicted model, not a curated record